Triticum dicoccoides is the source of this 1344-nucleotide messenger RNA. RefSeq names its product GRAS family protein RAM1-like. NCBI's taxonomy places the organism in Eukaryota, Viridiplantae, Streptophyta, Magnoliopsida, Poales, Poaceae. The coding region runs from base 1 to 1344 and encodes 447 amino acids. The record is from RefSeq and is a predicted model, not a curated record. The transcript is spliced from 3 exons.
AUGCCGGAGCCGGUGUACGGAACCAGGGACGAGGCGGCGGUCGGCAGAGGGAUUCAGGUGGGAGGUUUGCAGCCCGAUCACCUCUACUACGCCAGCCAGUUCGGAGCUGCAGAUGGCUUGCCGUUGCAGCACCAAAUGGCAAAGCCUGACCAGUGGGCAGAUUCUUCCUCCUUGCACAGCAUGCUGGGGUCAGUAAUACAGUCAGAUCAGGCUGAGCAGGAGCAGGACAGCGGUCUUCAGCUGGUGCACCUGUUGCUGGCGUGCGCCGACUUCGUGUCCAAGGGCGACCAGCCCUCCGCCCUCCGCCACCUCCACCUCCUCCGCCGCGUCGCCUCGCCGCUCGGCGACUCCAUGCAGCGCGUCGCCUCCUACUUCGCCGACGCGCUCGCCACUCGCCUCUCGGUCUCCUCGGGCACCGCCAUCUCCCCGCGCGGUGCGGGCGCUCCUUACCCCUUCCCGCCGUCGCCCGAUACCCUAAAGAUUUACCAGAUCCUCUACCAGGCAUGCCCUUACAUCAAGUUCGCCCACUUCACGGCCAACCAGGCCAUUUUCGAGGCCUUCCACGGCGAGGACCGCGUCCACGUCGUCGACCUCGACAUCCUCCAGGGCUACCAGUGGCCGGCUUUCCUCCAGGCGCUCGCGGCGCGGCCGGGUGGCCCGCCGACGCUAAGGCUGACGGGGGUGGGCCACCCGGCCACGGCUGUAAGGGAGACCGGGCGGCACCUUGCCUCCCUCGCCGCGUCGCUGCGUGUGCCGUUCGAGUUCCAUGCCGCCGUGGCCGACAAGCUGGAGAGGCUGCGCCCUGCCGCUCUGCAGCGCCGCGUCGGGGAGGCGCUGGCCGUGAACGCGGUGAACCGCAUGCACCGCGUCCCCGGCGCUCACCUCGGCCCGCUGCUGUCUAUGAUCCGUGACCAGGCUCCCAAGAUCAUGACGCUCGUGGAGCAGGAAGCUGGCCAUAACGGCCCAUACUUCUUGGGCAGGUUCCUGGAGGCACUGCACUACUACUCGGCCAUCUUCGACUCGCUGGACGCGACAUUUCCGGCAGACUCAGCGCCACGGAUGAAGGUCGAGCAAUGCCUCUUGGCUCCUGAGAUCCGCAAUGUGGUGGCGUGCGAGGGCGCUGAGCGGGUGGCACGACACGAGCGGCUAGACCGGUGGCGCCGCAUCAUGGAGGACCGUGGAUUUGAGGCCGUGCCGCUAAGCCCAGCGGCCGUCGGCCAGAGCCAGGUCCUCCUAGGACUUUACGGCGCUGGUGACGGGUACCGGCUCAACGAGGAAAAAGGGUGCCUCCUCCUCGGCUGGCAGGAUCGUGCCAUCAUCGGCGCAUCAGCGUGGCGGUGCUGA